CCAAACAUCCGGGUUUCUCCCCUUCGCGUUCCGGCUGGCGGUCCGUCUCCCUUACUCCGGCGGCGUCCCUCGCCCAGGCCCGCGUCGCCCAUUCUUCCUUCUGCCCGCGAGGCUGGCACCGGCUUCGGCGACGGGAGCCCUUGAGGGACAUGGCAGCCUCAGCCGCGCCGGCCGGCGGCGCUCGAACCGGAGCUGGCCCGGAAUGGUCAGGGUUCGAGGAAAACAUCCAGGGUGGGGGCUCCGCUGUGAUUGACAUGGAGAACAUGGAUGACACAUCAGGCUCCAGCUUCGAGGAUAUGGGGGAGCUGCACCAGCGCCUGCGUGAGGAAGAAGUAGAUGCUGAUGGCGCUGCUGAAGAGGAGGAGGAUGGGGAGUUCCUGGGCAUGAAAGGCUUUAAGGGACAGCUGAGCCGGCAGGUGGCUGAUCAGAUGUGGCAGGCAGGGAAGAGACAAGCCUCCAGGGCCUUCAGUUUGUAUGCCAACAUCGACAUCCUGAGACCCUACUUUGAUGUGGAGCCUGCCCAGGUGCGAAGCAGGCUUCUGGAGUCCAUGAUCCCAAUCAAGAUGGUCAGCUUCCCCCAGAAAAUCGCAGGUGAACUCUAUGGGCCUCUCAUGCUGGUCUUCACGCUGGUUGCCAUCCUUCUGCACGGGAUGAAGACAUCUGACACCAUUAUCCGGGAAGGCACCCUGAUGGGCACAGCUAUUGGCACCUGCUUUGGCUACUGGCUAGGUGUGUCGUCCUUCAUUUACUUCCUUGCCUACCUGUGCAAUGCCCAGAUCACCAUGCUCCAGAUGUUGGCACUGCUGGGCUAUGGUCUCUUUGGGCACUGCAUUGUCCUGUUCAUCACCUAUAAUAUCCACCUCCAUGCCCUCUUCUACCUCUUUUGGCUGCUGGUGGGUGGGCUGUCCACCUUGCGCAUGGUGGCAGUGUUGGUGUCACGGACCGUGGGCCCCACCCAGCGGCUGCUCCUGUGUGGCACACUAGCUGCCCUGCACAUGCUCUUCCUGCUCUAUCUGCAUUUUGCCUACCACAAGGUGGUAGAGGGGAUCCUGGACACACUGGAGGGCCCCAACAUCCCACCCAUGCAGAGAGUCCCCAGGGAUGUCCCAGCCGUGCUCCCAGCUGCCAGGCUGCGGGCCACUCUGCUCAACGCCACAGCCAAGGCUGUCUCAGUGGCCUUGCGGUCACAUUGACCCCGCCUGAGACCCUGGGCCAGCUCUGUCCCCCUGCCGCAGAGUGGAGGAUUAAAGGACAGUACUGAGGACGUGUCUUGUUGAUGUGGUCUGUUGUGCCACUGAGCUGUAGCCACUUAAGAACCUCCUUGACACCACCAGCGCCUUCCAAGGGCACAGGGCCAGAAACUCCUGGCCAAGACUGCAAGACUUUGCAGCCAGUGCAGAAAGUGGGUCAGCUCCUCCGAGACCCCUCACCUCCUCCCCCUUCCUCCCUCUUCCUUCCCCUCCCCCCUUGUCUUGCUAAAUAUAGACUUGGUAAUUAAAAUAUUGAUUGAAGUCUG
Molecule: messenger RNA, 1516 nt
Organism: Dipodomys spectabilis (banner-tailed kangaroo rat)
Lineage: Eukaryota; Metazoa; Chordata; Mammalia; Rodentia; Heteromyidae
Gene: Yipf3
Product: Yip1 domain family member 3
Exons: 9
Coding region: 150-1193 (347 amino acids)
Cellular component (GO): Golgi apparatus
Source: RefSeq, a predicted model, not a curated record